Molecule: messenger RNA, 8115 nt
Organism: Gambusia affinis (western mosquitofish)
Lineage: Eukaryota; Metazoa; Chordata; Actinopteri; Cyprinodontiformes; Poeciliidae
Product: GTP-binding protein Di-Ras1-like
Exons: 3
Coding region: 342-938 (198 amino acids)
Biological process (GO): signal transduction
Cellular component (GO): plasma membrane
Molecular function (GO): GTP binding; GDP binding; GTPase activity
Source: RefSeq, a predicted model, not a curated record
UUUUUUUUUUUUUUUUUUUUUUUGCCUACAGACAAGGGAGAGGGGAUAGCACCUCCCUCGUCCUAUCUGCUGGAGAAAGAGAGAGGGGGGGCAGAGAGACUGAGAUUGCGUGUGCAUGCUCCUCCGUGUGUGCGUGAGUGUGUGUGAGAGUGUGAGUGUGUCGGCGGUGCUGGGACUCGGACGACAUGAGCUCUACAUGAGUCGUGUAAAAAAUUGCUUUAAGACGCUCUCGGCGUUUGCGUUUGACCCCUCCGAACCGAGGACGAGCCUGAAGCGGAGCCGUGCGCAUUAAAGAUCCAUCACGACCAGGUGCAGCACUGUCUUAAGCCUGCAGAGGCAGAAUGCCGGAGCAGAGCAACGACUACCGUGUGGUGGUGUUCGGCGCCGGAGGCGUGGGGAAGAGCUCCCUGGUCCUGCGCUUUGUUAAGGGCACGUUCAGGGACACCUACAUCCCCACGGUGGAGGACACCUACCGGCAAGUGAUCAGCUGCGAUAAAAGCGUGUGCACCCUGCAGAUCACAGACACCACGGGCAGCCACCAGUUCCCGGCCAUGCAGCGCCUCUCCAUCUCCAAGGGCCACGCCUUCAUCCUGGUCUACUCCAUCACAAGCAAGCAGUCUCUGGAGGAGCUGAAACCCAUUUAUCAACAGAUUCUGGCCAUAAAAAGCAAUGUCGAGGCCAUCCCCAUCAUGCUGGUGGGAAACAAGAGCGAUGAAACCCAUCGUGAGGUGGAGACCAAGGACGGGGAGGACCAGGCCAACCGCUGGAAGUGCGCCUUCAUGGAGACGUCGGCCAAGACCAACCACAACGUCACGGAGCUCUUCCAGGAGCUGCUCAACCUGGACAAGAAGAGGAACAUGAGCCUGAACAUCGACGGCAAGCACUCCGGGAAGCAGUCCCGCGCAGAGAGACUGAAGGGCAAAUGCAGCGUGAUGUAGAUCGAGAAAGAGGAGAGGAGACGGCAGGAGAGGAGAAGAGAGGAAAGAGGGAAGAGAGGGAGAUAUGCUGAUCGGGAGAGAUAAAUGAGAAGGACAGGACAAAGGAGAGACUCUCUGUCUAUCCAAUCAAAGCAAAAAUGUUGCGAUGGCAAUGGGAAUCUUAUUAUCCACAUCCCCCAUUUGUUUGAGUUGGGAUUUCAGAACCACAGCAGCGCACCGGAAAGAAGCAGCUCUUCAGAAGGGUUUGUCCAAGUGGGUGGAGGAGAGAUGGUGGCGCAGCGUCCAGGAACCGUGGAGAAGAAGACGAGCGAGGAAUGGAACCGUGGAGGCUGCGGAGAUUUGCGUGCAUAGAAACAUCGGAGCCAUCGUCGAAGUAGAAAAAAGUCCCCGAUGAGUUCAAAUCAUUUAUCUUUUCAUCUGGCCUCUUCAUGUGUGCUUCUCCAUCUCCCACUAUCCCAACAUCUUUAGAAAUAACCGGUUUUUACUUUCUUCAAGAUCAGUCAUCUGCUGAAAUCGGUCCAUCAUGCUAAUAACUGCGGGAAUCACACAUCUGAGACUGCCAGCAUGAGCAGCACUCAGCAGGACAUACAGGCAGGUCCCAGAGCCACAGCACUGGACUCCACUGUAUAUAACCACGGGGGGGUGUAAAUAUCUUCCAUCUAGCCUAAACAUCUUUAGCCUCAACUAAUCACUCAGUCACAGGAGAGGAGCAACUCAAGUCUGACGGCGUAAACGAUUCACCUCGUCGUUCCUCCUCGGAGAUGGAAAAAAAAGAUUAAUUUCUCUUCUGGUCUUGUUAAAAAAAAAAAAACACACACACAACUUAGCAACAAAACCUCUGAAAAUCAUCACCGUAAAUGAUGAGGUAUCUAGCUUGCACACUGAUACACGCAACAAUCCUUUUAAAUCGUUCGUAAAGCGUAGAAUAACUGAAGAGGAGGAAGGCGAACCGGAGGACGAAGAAGGAGAAACGAGGUUGCCUUGUUUUCCCAGGAUGGAUAAUCAAUGCUGAGAUGGAGAGACGAAUGGAAGAGGUCAAGAAUAUCAGCUCGCUUUGACACUUUUCAUGUGAAAAUUUUUCUUUAUGCCUUUUUUUCCUAGUCUGUUUGCUUUGUAAUGAUCUUUAAGAAUCACGCUAGAUGGGAAGGAAAUCCUUCAAUUUAAAACAUAGUGAAGGAGAGAGAAAAACAGGAGGCUAAAAGAAAACACGGUUCAUUUGGAGAACUGCUAGUCCUGUUUCUAUUUUGCUGGUUUGAUUAUAAGUACACUGCAGACAAAUUUGAACCGCUGGUAAAGAUACGGUAAAGGACUUGAAGUAAAAGCAGAAUUAAUGCGUGGGGACUAAGAUGUUGUGUCUUCCUGACUUGAUUUGACCGAAUGUUGUGAAUCCUUAUCCUUCCAAAAGUCUUGGGAAAUCUGAUUUUCAGUUUACUAAAAAACAAAAUAAUUCAAAGAAUUCUUAGAGGUUUUGCAGGGAAGAGGAACAUCCCACAGGAUCACAACUCCUCUGUCAUACUGGUCUUCUGUUUCAGGAUUGAUGAGACAUUUUUGUUCAUUUUCUCACCUGAUCAAUGGACCAAAUGGUCCAAACACGGUUUUAGUUGCCUCUAAGUGUUCAAGAUGUAGUGGAGGUUUGGUGACCUUAAAGUGCCACAGAUCCAGUUUAUUUUAGAAGAUUUUACAGAUUCCUCAGUCUGUAGAUUUAGAGAUGUUGCUAUUAUCAGCAUCAUUUGCUAAAAUCUUCUCUUACCUUUGAAAGAAACUGGCCUCUGAGACAGGAAGUCGUCGAUUGCUAGCUAAUUUGACAGAAUUUACAUUUUUUACCACCUGCACUGUAGUGUAGGUUUGGAACGGCAGAAGCAUUGUUCCUUUUAAAGAGUUACCAAAAAAAAAAAAAAAAAAGUUAAGAGAACAUUUGUAAAAAUCAAUUUAAUCAGAUUAGCUACUGGAAUAAGAGAUGAAUUUAUUCUGAGGCUCUUUACAUAUCUUUACCAGAGAUUUGUCUGCCAUUUGUGCAUCAUCAGCUGGAAGCAGGAGAUGGGAUAAACACACACGCAUGUGGGAAUCAUGCAUGCAGUCGUCAGUAGAGAGAAAACAUGGAUAUGGCUCCAAUAGUCACUGUUUACUAACUACAUGGAGACAAAUGGGCUCAUUCAGCUUAAAUCCCCUCACAUUGCACUUUAUAUCACACACACACACACAUUGAAUUUCCCAUGUUGUACCACCUAAUAGCUCCACUGUAAGUCCAAAGUGCAUAAGACAGAAAUAAACACGCCCUUUUCAUGCAGGAGCUCUUAAUGUUGUACACAGGACAGCCAAAAGCACAAUACUUUUUACCAACAUAUCUUAAUGUGCAUUUUUUUUUAUUAUUUUGUCUUUAAGUGUCUUUUGUCUACUUUGUGUAAUGUCAUCAAUGGUUGCUCUCAGUGCCAUUGUCUUAUUUCUUCGGUACAUUAGCACAACGAAGUCGUGGUUCUGCUGAGCAACAGGGUAUCGGCUGGCUGUGUUUGCAGAGCGUAAUCUGAGCUGGGUGAGCCACAUCAAUUGUUCACUUUCUCUCCAUUUUCUCAGGUUAGGCUCUUAGCAACAAUUAGAGUGGAGGAUAAUCUGCUUGUGUACUUUUUAAACCCAAAGACAAAGAAUACAACCCAUUUUAACUGUGUUCACUCCUCUUUGAACAGAAGCAAAACAACAAUAACAAAAAAAAAAAGCACAGCAACUGUUCCCCGUCCUUCUCCACCUCUUGUGUUUGUGUGCAGCGUUAUCAAAGAUCGGGCAUUUUAGGGAGGCAUUUUACUUGAAGACCUGCUCAUUUGAGUGAAAUGACCCAAAACGUGCUCCGGAUGCGUAGCUAUAAUAAAUACGCAUUACCCUAGAGGACUGAAAAGCUUUUCAAGUAAGAUGUUACCCGUGUAAAGCAAAGCUUUAACACUGUCUGUCUGGAAGGAGACUCAUUGUAAGCAGGAAGUGUGGUUACUGUAGUUGCUAUGUACUGUAAUUUUCCAUCCAAUAAUAUUGCUCAUCAUAUCAUCUCGCUAUUGAUGCAUCAGCUCUCCAGAUUUAUCAGUUAGAUCCAAAUGUGAAUAUGUAACUAAAGAUUUCACUUCAUAGCUAUUACUACUUAUUAUUAUUAUUAUUAUUUUAUUUUUUCUGAAUGUAUUUGUUGUUAUUGCUGUGUUGUACUUUGCACUAAUGUGAGGUCCUCUGAAACUCCACAAUUACCUUUUAAACGUACCCUUUACAUGUUAGAGGCCAGGGAUGCUUUAUUGAUUUUUUUUUUUUUUUAAACACAUAAAUAUUUAAAUUUAUAUCUAAAAAACUCAUUUGAUUUAAAUUACGUUUUUAAUAUUUUAAUUUUGACAGAUGGGGUGCAGCCGACAGGGCAUGUGGUCAUCUAAAUAUAUAUAUAUAUAAAACCAGAAUAAACAAAAAGACCUGCAGUGAUUUCUCAGGCCCACCUCCGGCGGCUGAUCUAAUCUAAACACGUUGCAUAAAAAAAAUAAAAAAAAAAUAAAUCAGCUCGACACGCCUGGUGGCUUUACGCAAAUGCCAGAUUGCGUGCGCAUGUUUGUGCAAUCUGCUGUUCUGCUGACGUUAACAGGAGACUGGCAUUGUACUCGUCCCCGCAUGGAAUAUGAUACAGCGGGGAAGGAGAGGGGAACAAUGAGGCAGCAUGUGAGAGCUGGAUGGACCGCAAAACAGGGGAGCAAAGGGAGGCAGCCUAUAAAUAGACACGGCGUGGAAAUCUGAAAUUCAGCUGUGCUCUCCGUGGGUUUAUUUGAACUCCCGCGUGUGGAAAAGCAAACAAAAGAGGCGUUCGCGUGGAGCAUCUGUGGACGGAACGAGUUAAAGAAUCAGCCUCCGGUCCAAUCAGGGCUUCCCUCAUCUCGUUUAUCCGUUCAUAUGUCUGUGUGCAGCAGUGAAAAGCAUCCGAGUGUGUGCCCUAGUCACAUUUUUCUGUUGCAUGUGCACACUUUGGCCUGCAUGAGUUGUUCAUGUGCACACCCGAGUGUUGUGAUUGCUGUUCUAACUGAUGUCGUGUUAGGCUUAGCUUUCCGCCUGUUGGUUCUGCAUGGGAUGUCCGGUGCAACACAGGUUCGCUCACACGGACACACGACAGCCAAACGGGAAGUUUAGUCCUGGUUCAAAACGUCGUCUCCCCUCGGUAGGAAUAAUCUUUGGAAAUAAAAGCAAGCAAACCAGUUUUGUAUCGUUGUUAUAAUUUAUGCCACUGUUCUGGCAUCCAAAGGGCUUAAAUUGGACUUAUUGGACCUGCACAUUUAAAUCAGUUUCAGCAAAAGGCUUGGAAAAUGGCAAAAAAAAAAAAAACUUGAGUAACAAGGAUAGGUAUUAGCUAAUAUAACAUCUAAAACUAUCUUACACAAUAGGAUGGGAUUUGAGAUGUUUUUUAAAAUGAGUUAAAACUGUCAAGAAAAUGUAAAAAUAAAGGAAGAUCAGUAAAACAGUCAAGGAGUCUAGAAAGAGAGAUCCUCCUUAGUUACAUCCUAACAGUUAGCUAAAUAUUUUUAAAGACAGCAAACUCUGUUUUAUGGACCACAUUGUAGUUCUUAUUGAAAGCAAGGCUGAAGUUUGUUCAUAUAAGAUGAGUUUCGAGAAAUAAAAUAAAAACCCAACUACAGGAAAGCAUAGUGGAGGUUCUAUCAGGCUACAAGAUAUUUGAAAAGUGAUUGAAUUAACUCCGAUCUAUUUGUUGUAGUUUCACAAUAAAAACAAAGACAUAAAACAGAAAAAAAGGAAGAGCAUUCAUGUCGGAUCUUCAGUAGAUUUGUGUGAAAAACUAUAAAUUACAAAAACCCACGCAGAAUCGAUCAAGUGUUAUAAAUUUGGUGUAGCAGUGUGGUGGAUUUGACUUGGAUAUUGUGAGACCAAUGUGAAAAUAUUAAUAGGGAGGGUUAGAUAAGAAUCCUGCAAUGUUCAGAGUCCUUCGUCUGCACUUUUUCUGAAAUGGAUCUCGGACAAAAGGUGGGGAACAAUCCAGUGGCAUCCUCAGCUCCCCUCACUAUUCUCUGCAGGACCCUCAUUUUAACCUAAUUUUUAAAACUAUUUUUAAUGUUUUAUACCUCUGUUCUAACAUGCAAAGUCUUAAAUUUCCCCUUAGAUCAAAUUGUCUAUAAAAGCAGAACAAGAUUUCUAUUACGAUAACAGAUUUGUUUCACUAAAACAAUGUUUUACAAUUUGAAACGCAGUGGAAAUUGUAACAUACUGUGGAAUGAUUUGGCAUUUAAAAAUAGGUGAAGGGCGUUAUUAAUUCAUUGUCUUGCUCUCUGACUAAAAAUUUGAAUCUGAAUCAGAUUAUAGUGAAACAAUCUUACUUUAUAACGUCAUAGAUGGCUUCAGUUCAACAUGCUCCUCUUUUUCCUAGACGUUCAGCAGGGACAGUCUAAUAAUCUUCUCAGUUCCUCUCACUGUUUUCUGCAGGGCCCUGCUUGUUGCCAUCUUGCAGACAGGAGUGCGACGCUAAAAUGGUUCCUGGCAAAACACCAUAACCCUCAGCUCUGUGUGUGUUUGUGUGACCUGCAGUCAGAAAAUUAGAAACGUCUCAAACAGAAAAAUGAUUCAGAACUCAAAAUGUUUGAAGAGAAUGCAAUUUAAUUGCUCGACGAGCCAAAGAUGAUGACAAACAUUCCCCUCCAGCAAAGCUCAAAUCUGAAAUAUGUAAAUAUGUUAAAUGCACUUUGAAAAAGUGCUACAAACCCACAAACAGAGCAAAAGAAAUAGCACAAUCCUUAGUUUGAAUGAAGUUAACCUUUUUACUAAAACAUACUAAAGAUACAAAACUGGUUCGUUUACAGAGAGAUUAUGUUUAAACUUUUGACCAGGAUUUAAAAACACACACUUUCACACUGCUGGAAACAUUUUUUCCACUUAUUUUCUUUUGCAUUAUUUCCUCGCUUUGCCCAACAUGCCCAGUUCAUAAAAACCUGCCCUGCUGAAACCGGAACUCGUCUCACGCUCGUUCCACUCGUUUUGUGCGUUUGUGAUAAAAACUGACCCUGCUCAAAUCGGAUUGUAGAUAGCUGUAAAUAAUGUCAAAACAGUAUAAUAUCUCUAAGACGGGACAGGAAAAUUAUGUGAUUUUUGUUUGGAUCGGGAUGUAGAGCCACAUGACUCUUCUUUUUGCUGUCCAGUCAUGGAUUUAAUGUUCCUGCUAGGCAAUUCUUUAAAAAGAAAAAAUUUACAGACACAUAAAAUGUUCAACGUGGAUGAGGAGAUUACAUAUAGCAGCUAAUAGUGAUAGAUCUCAUGAAAUUAAAGAAAAAAAUUACGCAAUCUUGUGAAGUUUAUUUCGUGGUUCUGAUUAAAUUAAAUUUAGUACAUUAAACUCGUAAUAUUAUAUACAUUCUCAUGUUUUUUAGUAACAAUUUAAGCUUUGUCAUUAGUGGCAAACAGAUAUUCGUGUAAGAAUAGUUAGUGAAUCACAUGUCACAGGGUGUUUUCUGCUCCUGAAAGGUUUAAAAAUGUUCGCAUGUGGUCUCCUAAAGCAGCGCGGAAAUGUUUGAUUGUGGUAAAAAACGGUUCAUUGGGUCCCCUCUCUUCCAAGAACAGCCCGUUUCUAGCCCUGUUCAGCCUGGUUUCAGACUACAAACCACAGAGAUAAAAAUAAAAAGAAGAAGAAGUACGUCCACUGACCCCUGCUGUCCUCUCCAUGACCUUAUCGGAUCAGGUCGGAUCCUCGCGGGCUGCUUUGGGCGGGGCACGCCGACGUUGCGGAUCAGGUGGUUUGUUAGCAUCCUGUUGCUCUUCGUUCCUGCAUGGUCCCUAUCGGUGUUCCAGCCAGCAUGAGAACAAAGACACAAACUGUGAAAAACAUCUUUGUAAUUUUAGCAAAAAAUAAAAAGAAUAUUUUAUCAGCAAUUUUGGGUUUAAUUUACGCAAAUUGUUCCUUUCUUUUUAGCACUUUUUUGCUUUUGUAAUGAUUUUUUUCCUUUUCUGUUUUUGGAACUUCUUUUCAUGCAGAGAUUUUUAAUGUAUAGAUAUUUAUUCUAGCAAUAGUCUUCCUAUUACGAUAUACUGUGCUGAUGCAUCCUCUGAAUAAUGGAAACUAGCAUAUAUAAAUAAUUAUAUAAAUAAAUAUAAAUAUAUAUAUAUAUACACAGAUGACAAUAAUCCAAUCUGCAAAAUGAAUUUCAUAAUAAAAUUUGAACUGAGCAGUGUA